Messenger RNA from Pygoscelis adeliae (Adelie penguin), 3314 nucleotides. RefSeq names its product 5-azacytidine induced 2 (gene AZI2). Bases 112 to 1278 code for a protein of 388 amino acids. Gene Ontology annotation, cellular component: cytoplasm. Lineage: Eukaryota; Metazoa; Chordata; Aves; Sphenisciformes; Spheniscidae. Gene Ontology annotation, biological process: canonical NF-kappaB signal transduction. The record is from RefSeq and is a predicted model, not a curated record. The transcript has 8 exons.
UAUUCAAUAAAACAGUUACAGUGGCAACGAGAUCCAGUUUGUUAAAAUGGCGAUGACAGGAUUAAUACAAGAGUCAGGCUAGUAACUAGCUUGAUAGAAAUCAAUGCUGUCAUGGAGGAGUUGGUAGAGGAUGACAUCUGUAUUUUGAACCAUGAAAAAGCAGACAACGCUCAUAAGAGAGACGGGGAGAUUCCUGUUUCAUCUUACAGUGGAGAUGAGUCUGUUGCCUCACACUUUGCACUUGUCACUGCAUAUGAAGAUAUCAAGAAACGACUAAAGGAGACGGAGAAGGAGAACUACUUCUUAAAAAAAAGAGUGAGAAUUCUAGAAGAGAAGCUGCUGGGCUCCCGACUGGAAGAGGAAUGCAGUUCAGCUGGACGUGAACAAGUGAAUAAGGCAUACCAGGCUUAUCGAGAGGCCUGCAUUGACCGAGAUAAUCUGAAAAGCAAACUGGAUAAAAUGAUGAAAGAAAGUGCGGAAUCCUUGAAAACCUUGAAUGAACAGUUGCAGUCUAAAGAAGUAGAGCUGUUACAACUAAGAACUGAAGUGGAAACUCAACAAGUGAUGAAAAAUCUGAAUUGUACUCAGUCCAGCUGGGAAAUAGAGAAGCUGAACAGUGACCUGAAAGUGCAUAGUCUGGAACAGGAUCUAGAAAACCUCAAGCAAGAGUGCAACAGUCUCAGAAAGGAGUUGCAAAAAUCCAAGCAGAAGGACCAGGCUCAAGAUGAAAAUCCAUUAAAUGGAGACCUCCUUCGAAGGCAAGACAUCCAGAGUGUGCAACAGGCAUAUUGGGAGCUGAAGAGAGAAAUGUCUAAUUUGCAUCUAGUGACUGACGUACAAGCCGAGGUUCUACGAAAACUGAAAACAAACCCAACAGCGACCACGAAAGCUUCCUCUACUGCACCGGUACAACGUGUUGACUUGAACAUUUCAAAGCUGAACUUGACAUCUGGGGUAGUCUAUAAGAAACUCUCACAAAAUGAUAAAGUACUCUGCAAUGCUGUGUCUCCCUCUCUCCUGAGAGACCUAAAAAUCCCAUCUGAAAGGGUGACUCUACAAGCAUGGACAAAUGAGAGACCCAUUCCAGUUGACGGCAAAACAUUUCAGGAACACCAUUCUUAUGGAAAGAGCUCUCUGGAAGAUAAUUCCUGGGUAUUCCCAAGUCCUCCAAAGCCUAAUGAGAAUGUGUUUUGGGAAAUGAAAAAUAAACCAACCUUGUUAAACUGUCCAGCAGACUACCUGGAUCAGUGUAAUCAAAACUGUCUGCACAAGAGUUAAACAAUUUUUAGAGUGAACUGAGGCUUUUUUAGGAUGGUUCUGAAUAGGCACCUUAACGCUUGAACUUUUAAAGAGGGAGAACAAACCGUCUUUAAUGUUCGUUCUUUAUUUUUAACUCUAGCUCCAAAACAGAAAGCCCAGUCUUCCUCUGCUGUAAAUCAGGAGCAAGUUCCUUGAAGUUAAAGCUGUGCUGGUGUAAUGUAAAUACAAAGAAAUCUAGCUUGGGGCCUAGAUAGUCUUGUACUGCAAAUGGCAUACAUUUGCAAAAGGUUACACUGAAAAGUGAGUUCUUGGAAUAAAACAAAGUAAUCUGGUUCUGUAUUUGUCUGCUAUUUGUAUGUUAUCGAGAAAAUACUUGGUAUCCUGCGUUAAGACUUGUACCAGCUCUGAGCUUAUGUUUUGACAGUGGGUUUUCUCAGAGUAAGACAUAAAAUGAAGAAUUGGAUUCUCUCUCCCUUCCUCCUUUCAAUUAACUUUUCUGAUUCCUCUGGUUUAGAAAUGCAUUUUUAUGUAACUUUUAACCAAGAAAGGUGAGACUUUUUUUUUUUGGUCAAAAUCUCGAUUUAUAUUAGAUAGUGGCAAGAGAAAAAUCAUUCCUAGGCUAUCCUGUUUAGAUUGCACCAUUUUGGGCCUUACUGUGAAUUAUAAAGGGUGGUACGUAAUGCUGCUGAACACUGUGAAUCCUGGAUGUUCAGCUUGUUUCCCUCAGUUCACGCUGUAGGAAACCGACUUAAUCCUGCGCACAGUGGUGCCUGCCACAGAAUCAUCCCGUUCACAGCGCAGUUAUCCUUAUUGUGCCUCCUUUGCACAGCACCAGAACCUUGACUUUGUAUUUGUGUGGUGGUGAAGGCUACUAACUUUUCUUUUAUUAAAGAAACAAAGCCUUAAUUUAAUCGGACUAGGUGUUGUAGCAUUGUUGAUAUAUAUAAGAAGUAUUUUUGUGGUAUCUUUAGUAUGCCAAUAAGAACUAGAGUUAUUUGAAUUGCAACUGCCUGCUUUAUAGACUGUGGGUGUCUAAGUACUUUUUUUUUUCCUCUUAAGGCCAAGAACUGUUUUUAGACAAAUACAAUUUAUGCCUCUUUUUUUUUUUUUUUCAACUGCUCUGCUUCAUAUCUGGCUUAAUACAACAGGGUUAAGUGAAAUGCCUUUGACUGCUCAAUACAUUGAAGAAAAAUGCUUUGUAUUUUAGAUCUAUGGUACCGAACUUGUAAUGGGUGGGGAGACACUUAAUACUAAGUAUGUUAUUUACAGAUGUGUGGGUGGGUGAAGUGUUCGACUUCACAGGUCCAGCUUAAGAUCAGUGUAAUAAAAAUUAAUUUCUCAGCUUUUUAGUAGCAAAUUAUCUUAAAACUGCUUGCAAAUACACGAGGAAACUAUGACUGUAGCACAGCCGUAGUAAUGAUGGGCUGUAGAAGUGUUGCCGAAGUGCUGCAUGACCUGUGUGGUUCCAGACACUUUCCUCCCUGUGGAGUAAGUACUUCAUCUGAUGCCCAUCUUCUCUUCCUCUUUCGGUCUGUCUAUCAAAGUUGAAAAAAAUGCCUUCCAGAUACCUUCUACUGUAUUAGUGAACAGCAUACAUAAAUAAUGUUUCCCAUUCACCAGCUACUGUUUUUAUCUUUCUAUUAUCUUGCUCACGUAUACUGGCUUGUCUGUGAUUAAUGGAAAUGGUGUCAGAUGCUGGAAUUUAUUCUGACCAAUGAACACAGCUGACUCAGGGGAGUAAAAUCUCUUGGAAAGUAAUAGAACAAAACCCAAUAUGCAUAAAACAAAUCCAAGUCACUGGGCUUUAGCUGAUAGAACCAACUACCUGUGUAAUAACAAAGCAGCAGAAAACAUUUCUCAUGUGGCUGCAUAAGCUAUAUGGUCUCUAGUUCUAAUGUAGCUUACUUUUGGGGGGUUCCCCACCUCAACAUUACAGAGGUUUUUUAUUAAGUAAGUAAUGUAUUAUCCAACAGACAUCAACGGGAUUAAUACUUUGAUUUGUGCAAUGAAGGAAUUCUACUGUGUAAGAUUUUAAAUAAAUUUAUUUUUGUUUG